Cricetulus griseus (Chinese hamster) is the source of this 429-nucleotide messenger RNA. The record is from RefSeq and is a predicted model, not a curated record. NCBI's taxonomy places the organism in Eukaryota, Metazoa, Chordata, Mammalia, Rodentia, Cricetidae.
AUGGGGAUGUUUGGGGUAUAUAAUGGACAAAAAUCUAAGUUCGAUGACACUCACUUUUGGCAUGAGCCCUGUCCGCAGCAGCCAACCAGUCUGUGCUAUGUCGCCUCUUAUUUGCUUGCAGCCCUUGGGGGCAACUCUUCUCCUACAGCCAAAGACAUUAAGAAGAUACUAGACAGCGUGGGCAUCAAGGGGGACUACGACCAGCUCAGCAAGGUCAUCAGUCGUCAGAGCUGAAUGGGAAAACGUGAUGAUGUCAUCACCCAGAGUAUUGGCAAACUUGUGAGUGUGCCUGCUGGUGGGGCUGUGGCUGCUAUCCUUGGCUCUGCAGCUCCUGCUGCUAGUUCCCUCCCCAGCAGCAGAGAAGAAAAACAGAAGAAGGAGGAGUCUGAGGAGUCAGAUGGUGACGUGAGAUUUGUCUUGUUUGAUUAA